AUGGCAUCUCGAUUGAUGACUCCACAACCGGAGGAGUCUGAGGGCUUGGAGGCCUCGCCGUUUGCCUCGGCCUUCAAUGCAUCUCGGGACCGGGCUGAAGUUUGGGGCCGAAGUUUGUUAUGUCCUGCGUUGCCUCUCCUUUGCCUCUUCGAGGACACUGCUGACACACCCGACCACGGUCAGGCCUUGCCGGCGUUGCUGGGCAAGGCCAUGGACAGACGAGUGCACUCGGGUUCAGAGGUGUAG
Messenger RNA from Symbiodinium sp. CCMP2592, 246 nucleotides. NCBI's taxonomy places the organism in Eukaryota, Dinophyceae, Suessiales, Symbiodiniaceae. The record is from the annotation of a GenBank genome assembly.